Leptosia nina is the source of this 1722-nucleotide messenger RNA. The record is from the annotation of a GenBank genome assembly. Lineage: Eukaryota; Metazoa; Arthropoda; Insecta; Lepidoptera; Pieridae.
AUGGAAUGUUCCCAUUUGUUAGAUAAUGUAAAUUUAAACAGCGCUUCAAAGAUUGAAGACAUCGCGAACACAAAGAGCUUCAAAUGUUCAGACUGCCCUGAAACUGAACAGAAUUGGCUAUGUCUACAGUGUGGUCUUAUAAGUUGUGGUAGAUAUGUUAAUGGCCAUGCAAAACAACAUUCAGAAUCCUUUGAUCAUCAACUAUGCAUGAGCUGUGAAAUUUAUUCGGUUUAUUGCUAUAAGUGUGAUGAAUAUGUUUCUAAUGAUACUGAUGAGCAAAGUAUAGACAAAAUAAGACAAAGGGUAAGGAAAAUUAGACAUAUAAAAUCAGAUUCUACUGUCAACCAAUCAACACAAAAUAGUGACAAUAAAGAAAAGAUAUGUAGUAAUGAUUCUACUCAUAGUGAUGAUAGCCCAAAACCUGAUGAAAAUACCAAUACUGAAUUUUCACCAUCAACCAAUAAUAUAGAAAAUGUACCUGUAAUAGAAAAUGAAGAAACAAAAGAUCUGGUAUGUGAAAUGAAUUCUGAAGAGCCUGCUAGAAGUUUACGUCCUCGCAGCAGGAAACGGUCACACUCAAAUGACAGUAAUUCAACAGAUAGUAACAUAUCAAAGAGCAAAGAAAAGAAGAGUUCCCCGAUAAAUGGGAAAAGCCAUCGCGAAAAAAAAAUAGUAGGUUUAAAGAAUUUAGGGAACACAUGUUUCAUGAAUGCUGUGUUGCAAAGCUUGAAUAACAUACAAGAGUUUAGUUGUUACUUUAGUCAGUUACCAUCCUUGGAGGUUAAAAGUAAUGGUAGAAAGGUGUAUCACUCGAGGAGUUAUACUAGGCAGGAGAUGCAUGAUGUUGUGAUGGCAGAGGAACUUAGAAAGGUGCUAAUAAAUCUGAAGACUGGUGGAUGCGGGUCGAAAGGUGCAAUAUCACCAGAAUGCCUUUUCCUCGUAAUUUGGAAGGUGGUACCUAGGUUCCGUGGAUACCAACAGCAGGAUGCCCACGAAUUUCUCAGAUAUAUGCUUGACAGAUUGCAUACGGAGUUGUUGCAAUUGCUACCUCCAGAUAAGGCUGAGGGGGGCUUCGUGCCACGAGUUCCCUCCACUUCCAUUGUCACAGCUGUUUUUGGUGGAACCCUGCAGAGUGAGGUUCGAUGUCUGGCAUGUGGUACUGAGAGCAAGAAGUUUGAUCCGUUUCUGGAUCUAUCCCUGGAGUUACCUGAAAUCGGCAGACACGAAGGCCCAGUCUCCCUCACAGAUUGCUUAGAAAGUUUUGUUCAGGUCGAAGAGCUAGCGGACACUGAACGUUACUUUUGCAGCAGCUGUAAGUGCAAACAGAAAUCCACCAAGCAGUUUUGGAUACGGCGUCUCCCCAAUGUUCUGUGUUUGCAUCUCAAACGGUUUCGUUGGAGCAAUUACUUUAGGACGAAAGUGGACACAAACAUAUCGUUUCCGCUGAGCUCUUUGGAUAUGUCGCGCUUCGUGCUAGCGAACGUGCCGGACACGCGCCGUUCGGGUCGAGGGAACUACCUUUACGAUCUCGCCGCUGUUAUCGUGCAUCACGGCUCCGGUGCUGGUUCGGGGCAUUACACAGCAUUCGCCAUCAACGAAGACCAAUGGUUUCACUUCAACGACCAGACGGUCAGACCGGUGGAUAUAUCAGCCGUGGCCACUUGCAAGCCAUACAUCAUGUUCUACAUUCGCCGGGAGUUCUCUUUACCCAGCGCCACGUGA